This is a messenger RNA of Capsella rubella, 1906 nucleotides long. Its product is annotated as zinc finger protein CONSTANS-LIKE 10. Gene Ontology annotation, molecular function: zinc ion binding; protein binding. Lineage: Eukaryota; Viridiplantae; Streptophyta; Magnoliopsida; Brassicales; Brassicaceae. Bases 376 to 1512 code for a protein of 378 amino acids. The transcript is spliced from 5 exons. The record is from RefSeq and is a predicted model, not a curated record.
UUCCUAAAAUAUCUGUUAGGAUCCUUAGUAUUUUGCACUUUUUAUACUUUUUACCCAAAUGUUUCUAGAAUUAUCAGCUUAUGUCACAUGUCCCCUUUGCUUUGCUUACAUGUCCCUUUGCAGACACGACCCACCCAUUGUCUAUCCAUCUACACAUUUCUUUCUUCUUCUUCUUCUUACCCUUUUUCAUACGCAGCUCAAGUUUGUGGAAUCAUUGCUCAAAGUUUCUUCCUUUUCAGAAUCUUUUGUUUUGUUUCUGCUUCUGACGAUUAUCUCUACGAUCUCUCUCUCUUCUCCUACUGAAAGGAGCUUGCUUUCUUCAGUUCAGUGGUGAAGGUUGAGCCAAAAACAUUGAGAUUGGUUCAGUUUUUAAAGAUGGGUUAUAUGUGUGACUUCUGUGGUGAGCAAAGAUCAAUGGUGUAUUGUCGAUCUGAUGCAGCGUGUUUGUGUCUUUCUUGUGACCGUAAUGUUCAUUCUGCUAAUGCUUUAUCGAAACGUCAUUCGCGGACUUUGAUAUGUGAGAGGUGUAAUGCACAGCCUGCAUCUGUUCGGUGUAGCGAUGAGAGGGUUUCUCUAUGUCAAAACUGUGAUUGGGUUGGCCAUGACGGGGCAAACUCUACUACUACUUCACAUCAUAAAAGGCAAACCAUUAACUGUUAUUCUGGUUGCCCUUCGAGUUCUGAACUUUCCUCGAUAUGGUCUUUCUGUUUGGAUUUGAAUAUGUCUUCUGCUGGAGAGUCUGCGUGUGAACAAGGAAUGGGUUUGAUGACUAUUGAUGAAGUCCCUGGAGACAAAUCAUGUGUCCAAAAUGUCAAUGUAGAUAAGCCUGGAACUAGUUCUGCUGCACAAGGUAUGGAUCGCUCUAGUGUUCCAGAAAAUACAUCAUUGGCUAAGGAGGUUGGAGUAUGUGAAGAUGACUUUAAUGGAAAUCUCAAUAUGGAAGAAGUCGACAUGGCUCUUGAGAACUAUGAAGAACUCUUUGGUGCAGCCUUCAACUCAUCGAGAUAUCUCUUUGAACACGGUGGAAUCGGAAGUCUGUUUGACAAAGAUGAACCUCCCGAGGGCUCAAUCCAAGGAAACUCAAUGCAGCAGCCAGCCAUGAGUAAUAAUGCAUCUGCAGAUGAUUCGUUCAUGACUUGUAGAACCGAACCAAUAAUUUGCUAUUCAUCAAAGCCAGCUCAUUCGAAUAUCUCCUUCUCUGGUGUCACUGGAGAAAGUAAUGCUGGAGAUUUCCAAGAUUGUGGGGCAUCAGCGAUGAAGCAGCUUUCAAAUGAGCCACAAGCAUGGUGCCCUCCAACAUCACAGGAAAUAAUUGCGUCGUCACAUGCAACAACACGUAACAACGCUGUUAUGCGUUACAAGGAAAAGAAGAAGGCUCGCAAGUUUGACAAGCGAGUGAGGUACGUCUCUAGGAAAGAAAGAGCUGAUGUAAGACGGCGUGUGAAAGGACGGUUUGUUAAGUCGGGUGAAGCUUAUGACUACGACCCGAUGAGCCCAGCAAGAAGCUACUGAGGAUACCACGAAACCCCUGAGACAAUGAAGAGUCAAAAAGUGGAGAUCUCAGACAAACAGAUGUAACUAAUUGGCAGUGAGUGAGGCAUUUUGCAGUGGUUAAUCCGGUGGAAAGGCCAAUAUUGGUUGAUUAGGAACAUGAGUUUUCGACCGAAAAAGAAAAGCUUCAUUGUUGCUUAGAAGCCAUGCUUCUGCCUCUUUUUGCAUAAGUUUGUUAUCUCCUUCUGUCAUUUGGCUGCUUCAGCAUGACCUGACGACAGUAGUGAAAACUCUUCUACAAAUUGAGGUUCAUGAUCCUUCAAUUUUGUUCUAUUGUAAUUUGUGUAGCCAAGGCAAAACAAGGAAUGUGUAUAUUUUUUUUAUGUCAUAAAUAUUAUUGUAGAAGAUUAUAGUA